AUGGGCUCUCAUGGCUGCUGCAGAUAUUCUCCCUGCGUAGCCUUUCUGGUGGUGGAUGCGGCUUUUUCCGUAUCCGUGGAGCCUUCGGUGUUAAAUGUUUCUGGUGGUUUUGGUGGUGCUCUUGCUCGCUGGGACGGGGUGGUGGGCGCUGCUGCCGGUGGUUCCCUCCAGCCUCCCUUGCCUUUUGUUUUUGUGCUCCCCAGUUCGAGUGAGGGCUUCGGCAUAGCGGAGAAGAUCGUGCUGCUCACCUUUAUCUCCGCCGUUAUUCUCAUGGCCAUCCUGGGGAACCUGCUCGUGAUGGUGGCCGUGUGCAGGGACAGGCAGCUCAGGAAAAUCAAGACGAAUUAUUUCAUUGUUUCACUUGCCUUUGCGGACCUGCUAGUAUCAGUACUGGUGAUGCCAUUUGGAGCCAUUGAGUUGGUUCAGGACAACUGGAUCUAUGGGGAGAUGUUCUGCCUGGUCCGAACAUCCCUAGAUGUUUUGCUCACAACAGCAUCAAUACUUCAUCUGUGCUGCAUUUCACUGGACAGGUACUAUGCCAUCUGCUGCCAGCCGCUGGUCUACAGGAACAAAAUGACUCCACUGCGGAUCGCUGUAAUGCUUGGAGGGUGCUGGGUAAUCCCAACAUUCAUUUCUUUCCUUCCUAUAAUGCAAGGCUGGAAUAGCAUUGGCAUCAUUGAUCUGAUUCAGCAAAGACAGUUCAACAAGGUUUCCAACUCCACUUACUGCAUUUUCAUGGUCAACAAGCCAUAUGCCAUUACCUGCUCAGUGGUGCUGCAGCGCGCGGGGGCCCCCGCGGAAGGCCGGCAGCACCACCCGGACCAGCACAGCACGCACCGCAUGAAGACUGAGACCAAAGCUGCCAAGACCCUGUGCAUCAUCAUGGGCUGCUUCUGCCUGUGCUGGGCCCCCUUCUUUAUCACAAACAUAAUAGACCCUUUCAUAAACUACACUGUGCCAGGGAAGCUGUGGACAGCGUUCCUGUGGCUGGGCUACAUCAAUUCAGGGUUGAACCCCUUCCUGUACGCCUUCCUGAACAAGUCCUUCAGACGUGCCUUCCUCAUCAUCCUGUGCUGCGGUGAUGAGCGAUACCGAAGGCCUUCCAUCCUGGGGCAGACCGUCCCCUGUUCCACCACCACAAUAAAUGGAUCGACUCACGUGCUAAGGUAUUCUGUUUUAUAUAAUGGUCAUCAUCAGGAACAUGAGAAGCUUCCCAUCCACAAUGACCCAGAAUCCCAAGAGUCCUGUUUCUAA
Tinamus guttatus (white-throated tinamou) is the source of this 1254-nucleotide messenger RNA. The record is from RefSeq and is a predicted model, not a curated record. Lineage: Eukaryota; Metazoa; Chordata; Aves; Tinamiformes; Tinamidae.